This is a messenger RNA of Sphenostylis stenocarpa, 642 nucleotides long. Lineage: Eukaryota; Viridiplantae; Streptophyta; Magnoliopsida; Fabales; Fabaceae. The record is from the annotation of a GenBank genome assembly.
AUGCCGGUGGCAACAGUGGGCCUGUCUGCUGCAACCAAAGAAGAGAAGGAAGAGAGUGCUAUGAAUAGGCUUUCUCUUCAGACCCCUCCUUCCUUGAGAGAGGGAUGUGCUUCAAGGGGAUCCAGAAGCAGUUCCAACAGGGCUGUUUCUUCUUCUCCUCCUACAAUUCACACCAGUUUGAGGACAUCAAAUCUUCAACAGACCGCUAGGAAACAGAGGAGAUGCUGGUCCCCUGAGUUGCACAGACGAUUUGUUAAUGCUUUGCAGAAGCUAGGAGGUUCUCAAGCGGCAACACCCAAGCAAAUUAGAGAGCUCAUGCAGGUUGAUGGUCUGACUAACGAUGAAGUGAAAAGCCACCUACAAAAAUACCGGCUUCAUACACGGAGAGUUCCAGCUGCAAGUGGUAAUCAGCCAGUUGUGGUUCUUGGAGGUUUGUGGAUGUCUCCAGAUCAGUACAAUGACUCCUCGAAAGUUAGCAGUUCAGGGUCAGAUUCUCCUCAAAGUCCCCUUCAUUUGACAGCAGGGUCACGAGGAGGAACAUCCCCAACCGAAGGUGAGAGCAUGGAAGAUGAUGAAGAUGCAAGAUCCGAGAGUUUUAGUUGGAAAAGUCAUCUGCACAAACCUGGAAAUGUUGAUGUAUAG